Messenger RNA from Acytostelium subglobosum LB1, 1932 nucleotides. RefSeq lists its product as hypothetical. Bases 1 to 1932 code for a protein of 643 amino acids. Gene Ontology annotation, cellular component: cytoplasm. Gene Ontology annotation, molecular function: ATP-dependent protein folding chaperone; ATP binding; ATP hydrolysis activity. Gene Ontology annotation, biological process: cellular response to unfolded protein; protein refolding. The record is from RefSeq and is a predicted model, not a curated record. The transcript has a single exon. Lineage: Eukaryota; Evosea; Eumycetozoa; Acytosteliales; Acytosteliaceae.
AUGGCAACAGCUAUUGGAAUUGACCUUGGAACAACAUAUUCAUGUGUUGGUGUGUGGCAGAAUGAUAGAGUGGAGAUUAUUGCCAAUGAUCAAGGAAACAAGACAACACCAAGUUAUGUGGCAUUCAAUGAUGUCGAGAGACUGAUUGGUGACUCGGCCAAGAAUCAGGUGGCCCUGAACCCUACCAACACAGUAUUCGAUGCCAAGCGUAUUGUUGGGCGCAACUUUAGUGAUCCAGUCGUGCAGGCCGAUAUGAAGCAUUGGCCAUUCAAGGUGAUCGCCUCGGACAAUGACCGUCCAGUGAUCCAGGUGGACUUCAAGGGUGAGACCAAGACAUUCAAGCCCGAGGAGAUAUCGUCCAUGGUGUUGAUCAAGAUGAAGGAGACCGCCGAGAGCUACCUGGGCAAGAGCGUGUCCAAUGCCGUGAUAACCGUGCCAGCCUACUUCAACGACGCCCAGCGCCAGGCAACCCGCGACUCUGGUAUGAUCGCCGGUCUCAAUGUCCAACGUAUAAUCAAUGAGCCAACCGCAGCCGCCAUCGCCUACGGACUGGAGAAGUGCAAGGGAAUGGGCGAGAGAAAUAUCCUGAUCUUUGAUCUGGGCGGUGGCACGUUUGAUGUGUCCCUGCUGACGAUUGAGGAUGGUGUGUUUGAGGUCAGGGCCACCGCGGGAGACACUCACUUGGGUGGCGAGGACUUUGACAACCGCAUGGUUGUGCACUUUGUCGAGGAGUUCAAGAGGAAGCACAAGAAGGACUUGAUGACCAACCAGCGAGCGCUCAGACGUCUGCGCACAGCAUGUGAGCGCGCCAAGAGGACCUUGUCAUCCAGCACCAACGCCAGCAUUGAGAUUGACGCCCUGAUCGAUGGUCUCGACUUCUACACUUCCCUGUCCAGGGCCAGAUUCGAGGAGCUCAAUGCCGACCUGUUCAGGAACUGUUUGGACCCAGUGGAGCGCGUGCUCAAGGACGCCAAGAUGGACAAGAAGUCGGUGAAUGAGAUUGUCUUGGUGGGCGGUUCGACCAGGAUACCCAAGGUGCAGCACUUGUUGCAAGAGUACUUCAAUGGCAAGGAGCUGAACAAGUCCAUCAACCCUGAUGAGGCCGUGGCCUACGGCGCAGCCAUCCAGGCGGCGAUCAUCAACAACACUGGCAAUGCUGAGGUCAAGGGCUGCAUCCUGUUAGACAUCACGCCACUGACUGUCGGUCUGGAGACUGCGGGCGGUGUCAUGACACCGCUGAUCCCACGUGGUACCACCAUGCCAUGCAAGCGAUCGCAGACCUUCUCGACUUACCAAGACAACCAGACCAGUGUGCUGAUCAGAGUGUUUGAGGGUGAGCGUGCCAUGACCGCCAACAACAAUCCAUUGGGCAAGUUUGAGCUGUCUGGCAUUGCACCAUGUCCGCGUGGCGUGCCCCAGAUCGAGGUGACCUAUGACAUCAGUGUCGAUGGUAUACUGAAUGUGACCGCGGUCGACAAGGCCAACCAGCGCGUGAAGGGAUCGAUCACCAUCACCAAUGAUAGCAACAGACUGACACCAGAGGAGAUCCAACGAUUGGUUGCCGAGGCCAAUGAGUUCAAGCAGCAGGACCAGGAGCAGAGGGAGCGCAUUGAGGCCAAGAACAAGCUGGAGAACUAUGCAUACUCUGUGAAGCAAUCGAUUCGAGACGACAAGGUCAGUGAGAAGCUAUCAUCCGAUGAUCAGGGCGCACUGCAACAGGCCGUUGACAAGUCGCUCAAGUGGUUGGAGGGCAAUCACACUGCUACCAAAGAUGAGUUUGAGUACCAACAGAAGGAGUUGGAGUCAAUCGUCAAUCCAAUCAUGACCAAGAUGUAUCAAGAGCAUGGCGCUGGCAAUGGCAAUGGCAAUGGUACUAGUAAUGGCAAUGGACAUCAACAACAAAAGUCAUCAAACGUUGAUGAGUUGGAUUGA